AGACCGACAGUAACUCAUCAAAAGAGGAACAUAGAUUUUCUUCUUCUACGGAGUUUACUGCCGUUGGACGCAUCAACUACUUCAUCAAACCACCUUCUCUGCUUAGAUCCAAUCCUCCGCCAUUGUUUCUCUGUUGAUUUCAUUCACUGAGUCACAGAUGGAAAACACUACAGCCACUGAAAGAGAAGAGUAAACUGCUCCCACAAAUUUUACCUCUUAACAAUGGGCUAGCUUAUGGUCCUGCGUGACAAAUUUCAUGAACAAGUAUGCAGUGGAGUUGCAGAGAAAUUGAGCUGCAACAAGAUCUUGUACUUUCAGAGCUUGAUAGAUGGCUCACUCAAAUAGCUAGCUGAUAAUAAGAGAUCCAUCUACAUUUUUAUCGUCACCAAAUUUCUCAUCUUUCUGGACUCUGGAGACAUCAACUAUUGUUGUUGGAUAUAGUUAGUGCAGUCAGAUAGCUAACUUUUCACAUAAAAAUUACAGGCUGGAGGGCUGGAUUCCUUAAAGCAUAAUCAGAAUGGAUAUUAGAAAUUCCAAAAUUUAAUGCAUCUUUACUGUCAACAGAAUGAAGAGAUGGUCUGGUGGUGUUCUGAUUGCAAUCUUGUUUAUGCUUCUGAUCCUUAGAUAUGUUCUCAUGAAAAAUCCCAUUGGAGAAAAUUAUUUGAUGAAUGCUUUAUCCAAUGGAAGUAAUCCACUUGAAUGGGUGCAAUCUACGCUUCCACCAGCAUAUAAAAAUACAGAGAAUUCUACUCAAGUAAUUUCUACUGAUACCAUAAUAUUCAGUUUGUUUGCUCAGAGGAAUAUUUCCAAGGAAGAGCAAGAAUCUCUGCGCACAUGGAAUCUACUGAAACACUUGAUUGAUCAAGCUCAGGCUUUACCCAGUGGACUAGAGGCUAUUAAGGAAGCUGGGAGUGCAUGGAACAGCCUUAUGGCUUCAAUUGAAGAGGAAAGACGUGGUAAUACAAAUGAAAGUUUAAAUAGCAGAGCAAAAGAGAAACAGUGUCCUCAUUUUCUUAACAAAGUGAAUGCCUCAGGGUUUGAGAGUAGUGGUUUUAAGUUGCGGCUUCCUUGUGGUCUGACUCAGGGUUCAUCCAUAACAAUUAUAGGCAUUCCAAAUGGUCUUCUUGGCAAUUUUCGGAUUGACUUAACAGGGGAAGCACUUCCUGGGGAGCCUGAUCCACCCAUCAUUUUACAUUACAAUGUUAGGCUUCAUGGUGAUAAGAUAACUGAGGAUCCAGUUAUAGUUCAAAACACCUGGACUAUAGCUCAUGAUUGGGGUGAAGAGGAGCGUUGCCCAUCUCCUACUCCUGAAAAGAAUAAGAAAGUGGACGAGUUGGAUCAGUGUAACAAGAUAGUGGGUAGAAAUUAUACUCAGCCUAGCACACAUUCAGAAGGUUCAAGGAGGUCUUCAAUGGUUCUGGAGGGAUCUAAAAGAAGAUAUUUUCCCUUUAAGCAAGGUUAUUUGUCUGUUGCAACCCUUAGAAUAGGGUCAGAGUUCCAGAUGACAGUUGAUGGAAAACACAUAACAUCUUUCGCAUAUCGCGAAACCUUGGAACCAUGGCUGGUCAGUGACGUUAGGAUAUCUGGAGACUUGAACCUAAUUUCUGUCGUGGCGAGUGGUCUGCCUACAUCAGAGGAUUCAGAACAUACAAUUGAUCUAGAAACACUCAAAUCAGCUCCUCUCUCUACCGAAAAAUCACCUAAUCUCUUUAUUGGUGUUUUCUCCACUGCGAACAACUUUAAACGCAGGAUGGCUGUUCGAAGAACAUGGAUGCAGUAUGAUGCAGUUCGGUCAGGAACUGCAGCAGUGCGCUUUUUUGUUGGAUUGCACAAAAAUCAAUUAGUUAAUGAGGAACUUUGGAAUGAAGCACGAACAUAUGGAGACAUACAGAUUAUGCCUUUUGUUGACUAUUACAACCUCAUCACAUGGAAAACGUUAGCCAUCUGCAUCUUUGGGACAGAGGUUGCAUCGGCAAAUUAUGUCAUGAAGACAGAUGAUGAUGCAUUUGUUCGAGUAGAUGAAGUGCUAGAAUCUUUAAAGAGGAUCAAAGUGAGUAAUGGCUUGCUCUAUGGACUCAUUAACUCAGACUCCCAACCUCAUCGGAGUACCGAAAGCAAAUGGUAUAUUAGCCUUGAGGAAUGGCCUGAAGAGAAAUACCCUCCCUGGGCACAUGGUCCUGGUUAUGUGGUGUCUCUAGACAUAGCGAAAGAAGUUUACAGGAGACAUAAAGAAGGUGUUUUGAAGAUUUUUAAGCUAGAAGAUGUGGCAAUGGGCAUCUGGAUAGACCAGAUGAAAAAGGAGGGUUUAGAAGUUAGGUACGAGAACAAUGAAAGAAUCUAUAAUGAAGGGUGCAAGGAUGGUUAUAUUGUUGCCCACUACCAAGGUCCCAGGGAGAUGCUUUGUCUAUGGCAGAAACUUCAAGAAGGAAAGAGUGCUAGAUGUUGCGGUGAUCGAUAAACAUACAUAAAUAUAUACAUACACACACAUAUAUUAUCAUUCAUAGUAGAGUUUCUUAGCGCGUCGCAAAACCUCAUGCCCGAAGAGACUAAUCUUCUUAACCAGCUUUUUAGGAUUUCUCUGACGAGGGUUGAGCAUAUACAUACGAGAGAAGGAAUAGCAGCCGGGCUUGUUACUUGCUACAUCAUAGUUUGUGUGACCAAUGUAUAAUUAUGAUUUAGGAGCAAGGUGAUCACAUCUCAGUGACUACAUUGUAAAGAAUCUUAUCUGGUAAUAGGCUAUAUUAGGAUCAAUUUUUUCUCAA
Molecule: messenger RNA, 2762 nt
Organism: Manihot esculenta (cassava)
Lineage: Eukaryota; Viridiplantae; Streptophyta; Magnoliopsida; Malpighiales; Euphorbiaceae
Product: beta-1,3-galactosyltransferase GALT1
Exons: 9
Coding region: 566-2458 (630 amino acids)
Cellular component (GO): Golgi membrane
Molecular function (GO): UDP-galactose:N-glycan beta-1,3-galactosyltransferase activity; carbohydrate binding
Source: RefSeq, a predicted model, not a curated record